UUUUUUCAGAAAAUGGAGCCUUUUAUUCUUCGCGGAUUUCUUUACGAAAAUCACUGGCCAAUAAUGGAAUUGUGGACAGAAAAAUAUUUACGUGAUAAUUUUGCUAAAAAUAAAGGGCCUGUAACUGUACGUUUUGGAAGUAGAGAACAUAUAAAUGGAGAGGUAAGGAUUCUUCAUGAUCAUGAAAGUAUAAGGCAUCAAUUUGAAAGUUUUUCUGAAAUGUUGGAUUGGAUGCUUGGUCGAAAUGAAAAAGAGUUGCCAUCAAUUGCUGCAAAAGAACUAAAAAUAAAUUCUUCAACUCACUGGGCAUAUUUUGAUUAUCGAGAUAUUUUGGAAUUAUUGGAUGAAGAAACAGCUUCUCUUGUAGAUUGGUCUAAAUUAAAUAUUUUCCCUCCUUCUUCCUCUUCUGAUUUAGAAAAUUGGAAAGAUUCAACUAUUUGGAUUGGAACCCCCGGUGCCUAUACUCCCUGUCAUUAUGAUACUUACGGAUUUAAUUUACACGCCCAAAUUUGUGGAUAUAAACGUUGGCUACUUUUCCCUCCAAAAACUGAUUUAAACGCUACUAGACUUCCUUAUGAAGAAUCUAGUGUUUUCUCUUCAAUUGAUAUUAUUGGGGCUACAAUGAAAGAAGUUGAGGAGGAGAAUAUUCCUUCUCCUUUUGUAGUUAUUUGUGAACCUGGAGAUUUAUUAUUUGUUCCCCAAAAAUGGUUAGAAUUAUUAGAAAAAAUAAUUAAAAAUAUAUCAAUACAAAAUAAUAGGGUUGUUCACUACCGGUUACUAACCGGUAACCCUGUUUUCGGUUAA
Meloidogyne enterolobii is the source of this 804-nucleotide messenger RNA. NCBI's taxonomy places the organism in Eukaryota, Metazoa, Nematoda, Chromadorea, Rhabditida, Meloidogynidae. The record is from the annotation of a GenBank genome assembly.